Molecule: messenger RNA, 1773 nt
Organism: Melampsora larici-populina 98AG31
Lineage: Eukaryota; Fungi; Basidiomycota; Pucciniomycetes; Pucciniales; Melampsoraceae
Exons: 12
Coding region: 1-1773 (590 amino acids)
Source: RefSeq, a predicted model, not a curated record
AUGUCGGAGUCUCAUCCUCGAGGUGAACCCCAAAGCCCUGCUAGUAUCAGUAUACCUGACCAAGGACCUCGUACCUCAAACGACGUUGAUUUCAAUCUCCGUGCAAAUGCCCCACAAGCAAUUGAGAAAAUCAUAAAGGAGUUGACAGACCAAUUAUCCUCUCUCAAUCAUUCCGUCGGUGCUCUUCAUGACAGGGUCAAUGCCUCACUGGUAGGAUGUCAACACGCUCAAACAAGAUCGGAGGUCAGCCGCAUGUCGGUCCUUCUGCCCCAACUCAUGAAGGAGCUCAAGAGGCUCCAGUUUACAGUUGAUUCUCUAGCCAACCUAUCUCACAUGGUCCUGAGGGUACACCGGAACAUCCUCAAGAAACUGAUUGAAGCCGCACACCUUGAUAUUGACUACCAAGCCGAGAUUGAUGCCACCUCGAGUUCUUCCAGCCAUAAUGAUGAGACUCCUUUUCUAUCCGAUGCACAAAAUUCAGUGCGAGAUACGUAUGAUCACCCGAGAUCCCGCUCCGACGUGCUGAAAACCGUUACCCGUGGAGCGUAUCCUCAAUUGAUAUCAUGUAAAGACCAUAACAUCCUCCCUUUUCAACCGAACAGCUGUCUAUCACACCUCCAAACUAUCCGUUUACGCCCUCGGACUAUUAUCUUACACACUCCAUUAAUAUUUGUACGACCUCCAAUCAAACAUACGGAUCGUUUUCAUAUUGCCGACCAGGUAGAUCUUGAUGGGGCCUAUCGCAGCGACUUCUCAAUAUUCAAGUAUGCACGGGUUCUAGCAGUUUCAGCUUUUUCAAGUGGUCGUGCAGAGCACGACUGCACCCAUCUGCACGGAAGUCGAAAAAUCAACUUCGGACCCUUUGCUGGAGUCCUCGACAUUGGUCAUCAAGCUCCAGUCGUCAAUUUCAAAACUCAUAGAUUGUUACAGAGCAAACUCUUUGAGCCCGACCUUUUCAAAAACGCUGUCGCCAAGAUUUCUUCCAACACAAAUGUCAGCCCGGAUCAACAUAUCGACGGCUUAUCUCAUAUCUUCCAAAGCUUAGUGCAGUUGGCUCCGAAUGUAUCAGUAGCACGCUACCGGCUCAAUGCAAACCAACCGGAUGAAAGCACAAGUCGUCUCUGCUUACACAGUAUCUUCAAGUCCUCCGACCGACUCGCUUUGGAAGAUUUCUGUCUUCAUAACACAUGUAAGACUUCAGCUGAUCACGCAUGUUUGCACGGAUCCUUCAAGCCAAGUUUGACCUACACUUCUGACCCUGGCAAUCAACAAGAUCUCAUCACCUCAUCGCGACCGAAAUCGCCUUCUCUCAAUGUCACUUUUGUCGGUCUCAAUCCAACACCUGUGGUGUGUGAUCAUAACUCGAUAAGUAUCACUCUGCCAGACGAUGACAAAGAUGAACCGUUUGAGAUUGACCCAGACGUCUGGGAAUUUUUGCAAAAUGAACAACAACAAUAUCCGCAAUAUUGGCUUUCCUCCAGCUCCAAGGAGAGCACUCUCGUCUCUCUCAGAGAGACGUCCACAAGCGUGGCCCAACCGCACGAAGGUCUAUCUCAUCCAGUCCCGCAGUGUAAAGUAUAUGUUCCCUCAAAACGUAUACUUUGGAUGAACUAUCCCGUAAAGCACCGAUGCAAGGAGGGUACCGUCGCUGCAGUACCUUGCCCGCACGAAUGUGACACUCAAACUCUUCAAGUUCAUUCAGUACGUCAAAUUCAGGUCAUCCUCAAGCACGUCGAGCUACAUUAUAGAACUGAGUUAUGCUCAGUACCUUAG